Messenger RNA from Seriola aureovittata, 824 nucleotides. It is a transcript of the gene myl2b, whose product is annotated as myosin, light chain 2b, regulatory, cardiac, slow. Lineage: Eukaryota; Metazoa; Chordata; Actinopteri; Carangiformes; Carangidae. Gene Ontology annotation, cellular component: myofibril; cytoplasm. The coding region runs from base 67 to 573 and encodes 168 amino acids. Gene Ontology annotation, molecular function: calcium ion binding. The record is from RefSeq and is a predicted model, not a curated record. Gene Ontology annotation, biological process: cardiac muscle contraction; muscle cell fate specification; heart development. The transcript has 7 exons.
UGCCACUCCAUCACAAAGCAGCAAGGAUAACCUACUGCUCAGUCCUCAUCCAGCUAAGACCCAAACAUGGCACCCAAGAAAGCAAAGAAAAAAUCGGAGGGAGCCAGCUCCAAUGUGUUCUCCAUGUUUGAACAGGCCCAGAUCCAGGAGUUCAAAGAAGCUUUCACUAUCAUGGACCAGAACAGAGACGGUUUCAUUGACAAGAACGACCUGAGAGACACGUUUGCAGCUUUAGGCCGUUUAAAUGUGAAGCAAGAGGAGCUUGAUGAUAUGUUGAAGGAGGCACCGGGGCCGAUUAAUUUCACAGUCUUUCUCAGCAUGUUUGGAGAGAAACUAAAAGGUUCUGACCCAGAGGAGACCAUUCUCAACGCUUUCAAAGUCUUUGAUCCUGAGGGUCAAGGAACGUUAAAGAAAGACUUUAUCACAGAGAUGCUGACGACCCAGGCUGACAGGUUCUCCCCUGAAGAGAUGGAGCAGAUGUUUACGGCAUUCCCUCCAGAUGUAGCCGGAAACCUGGACUACAAGAACCUGGUCUAUGUCAUCACACACGGCGAAGAAAAAGACCAAGAAUAGAUCAAUUACUCCUGAGAUUUCCCUCUGGACAUUUAAAUCAAUGGGUCAUGUUUGUGCUGAGAUAUGUGCAUGAGUACACAGACUAGAGCAGAAAAAAAUCAGCUUCAAUGAUUUGUUUUCAGAAUUGUGUAUUAAUGCAUUAAUUAUUUAUUGAUGAAUUAUUAUAUGUAUAGGUUUUGUGGAUAUUAUUACACUAGGUAUAUGUAAUUACUUGAUAUGUAAUAGGUGAAAUUAAAAGUUUAUAUGACCAC